Molecule: messenger RNA, 553 nt
Organism: Frankliniella occidentalis (western flower thrips)
Lineage: Eukaryota; Metazoa; Arthropoda; Insecta; Thysanoptera; Thripidae
Product: facilitated trehalose transporter Tret1-like
Biological process (GO): transmembrane transport
Cellular component (GO): membrane
Molecular function (GO): transmembrane transporter activity
Source: RefSeq, a predicted model, not a curated record
GCGAGUUGGCAUGGCGGCAGAGCACGGGGUCCGCGCCCGCCAGCCAACCCCGUCCACGACCAGCCCAAUAGUGGGCCAGGCGCGAGCGAGUAGCGGCCGUGUGUGCCGGUGCUACCCGCGGUGACUGUCAGGCCGCCGAACCCACCGGACCGCGCGGCAGAGACCGACGACUGGGCGAACCACCACAGCUCUGCGCGCGCCUGGCCAAGCAGUGCAUGCGACGGCACCGCAGACGCACCGACGCCCACCAGCCCACCAUGGGCACCACCCGGACCACCCGCCCACCAGCAUCAGGUGCAGAGUGACGAGACGACCUCCUGAGAGCCGGCGCGCUGUCCUGCUUUCAAAGGACACUAUCCUACCUCCACCAUGGUGGUCGCCGCGAGACUAGGCUGGCUCAAAAAGCACUCCUCCGAGCUGCUGGUGGCCAUGGCGGCGUCACUGGGCUACAUGACGAUCGGCCUGGUGCGCGGCUGGUCGUCGCCCGGCCUACCUUCCAUGACCGAGCUGAACCCUGAGCUCGUCCCCAACGAAGAGAUCGUCUCCUGGGUCA